AUGUUCGAUGUAUCUUGGACCGAUCCCGAGCGGGAAACCGUUGGUGAAAGGAGAACUCGGAAGGAACAGAAUGGCGGGUCGUCUCGAAAACAGAAUGUUAUAUCACGAAGGUCGUCAAUGCGAAGCUCGAAAUCGACAGAAUCUCCUGCUGCAGCUAAGCCAUCGCUCUUGAAUAUCUUCGGAUCAGGCAGGAAGCCGGCCAUAGACCGAGCAAAAUCGCAGUCAAAGCUCUAUUCAGAAGACGUCAACGAUCACCGGGUAUCAAUCUACACCUCCGGGUCGGAAACUUCAGCACCAGAGUCCUUUGGACUACCAGCAACGCGGAUCGCUUCAAAUUCGUUCUUUGACGGUCGUAGUUCCCAUUCAGAUACCGAGCAAUCUAAUCCCUCAGAGCCCCCUGACUCUGUCUUCUCCGGCUGGACUGAGAGGACUUCUCGCACUGAUUCGAGCUGGGGUUCCGUAAUCGACACGUCGACGCUCUCCUCUGGGACAAGCAGUUGUAUUGUGCAACCAUUAUCACCAACAUCGUUUGUGACCCAGAGCACCGAGGUAACGGUAUCGCCUCGGGAUAGUAUAAAAGCAGAAGAGCAGACUGCGACAAUCGUGAGAAUAACUGCUGCUGGGACGACGAUUCCUGUGGAGGUUUCCAAUGUUCCUGAUUCGCCCACGAAGACGUACGUUCCUCUCUAUCAGGCUACCUCGCCUGUAGCAGAGACUUGGAAACCACCAGAGACGUGGGAAUGUCCCGCAUCUUCAUCAGAUUCAUCAGGCUGCUCUCUCUCUCCCACAGCAAAAACGCAUCCCCGACCCAGAAGAGACAUACAAAAACCAAGACUGAAAUCCCCACCUACUUCUGCUGAAAUUCUGCAUCUUCAGCGGAGCAUUCGACGGAUGGAAGCAGCAAGUAAGAAGAUUAUGCUGGAGAGGCUGCGUGAGGAAUGGACCGAGAUUGCCGAUGCGAGCGUGUAUCGGGAAUUGGAAUUGGAGAAGCAGAUGUGGAUGUUGACUGCACUAAGAAGCUUCGAUGGGCGGAGGAGUAUUGAUGGUUCGAGGUGCGGGACUCCUGUCUGGCAUCGUGGAAAAGUUCUGAGUCUAUUUGAGAAUCAUGCUUCAGCAUCCUCGCUUGUCGCCAUCGUGCCAAAAGGAACAGAGGUGCACCAUCUCUCGACAGCUCCAUUGUCGCCAAAGCAAUACCUCAACAUCUUACCACUCACUGUUCCGAGUGCGACUCCGCAGCUACCUUAUGCUUCCAACAUCUUUAGCAGUAUUCACGCUUUCUGCCUACCGUCUCUACUGCCCUCUUCUUCUAUCCCAGCGGUCUUAAAAGAGUGUUACCGCGUGCUAGUCUCAGCUCCUAAACCUUCUCAGUCGACAACGCCGUCCUCGAACACGUUGUCUAAUUCUGUGGAACCCAGAGGUGGAACUCUUUGCCUCACGAUUUUAGACCCAUCUCCACUUCCAGGAACUCUAGGACCCCGCCUUCGAACUUGGCUGGAUGACCACCUCGUCCUAAACCUUGAAAAGCAAUUUCGAUGCAUCAACCCAAGUCGAUUGCUCCCAGACUGGUUGGCGGAUGCUGGAUUACGAGCCAAAGGAAGCACGGUGAUGUAUGUGAAAUUCUUCGCUUCUGUGCCGAAUUUGGAAGAUGAACGUAUCAAGCAAGAGCUCAAAAGCGUAGUUGGAAGAAUGCUUUGGAAAGAAAUGUGGGGCUCAUAUGUUCUGGGAGAGAAGUGGUGGUGGGAGGAUGAAGAGGUGGUCGAUGAGUGCGAGAGAAUGGGAACAGUAUGGGAAUAUGCGGUGAUUGAAGCGGUGAAGGGAGAGUAA
Mollisia scopiformis is the source of this 1824-nucleotide messenger RNA. RefSeq lists its product as uncharacterized. NCBI's taxonomy places the organism in Eukaryota, Fungi, Ascomycota, Leotiomycetes, Helotiales, Mollisiaceae. The record is from RefSeq and is a predicted model, not a curated record. The coding region runs from base 1 to 1824 and encodes 607 amino acids. The transcript has 8 exons.